ACAAUCCACAAUCCAUAAUCCACAAAAUUAACCAAAUCCUUAAGCCUAAUAAGAUUCCUUCUUUGUUUUUCAACUCCAAAAUCAAAAUCUCUCAUCCCCUUUUCCCUUUAUAGAUUCUCUUUUCCUCUUAUCCAAACCAAUUUAAUUUAUCUUCAUCCUUCACAACCACAAAUGUUUCUAUCAAAACAUGGCCCAAAAUUCUUCAAAUUUAGAAGCCCGGUUUUUCUUUCCUAUGUCAAAUCUAUAUAGUCUUUUCAAUUUCUAAUUAAGACAUCUUUUAAUUCUUUUCGAAAUAUAUUCAACCACAAUUAUCUUCAACCAAAACACUCAUUACUCUUUUAGCUCAUAAUACACAAUUAGUGGUGUGACUUUUUUGUGGGACAACACAAAAUUAGUUUCAUUGUCCUUACUACAUAUUUCCUCUAAAAUAUCUUGAAGGGUACUAUAUAGUAUCUCUUAAUUUCUUGUUUUCAUCUCUUAACAUAUAUAUUUUUUUGACACCAAUGGUUGAUAAAAAAUUCUACGAAAUUUCAUAUGGUUUUGUUGAAAUGGCUUGGAUUAUGCUAAGUGUUGAUUACUCAAGACUUUUAUGGCAAUUAUUUCGUGUUUUUUCAUAUGAAAAUCAUGCAUGGAAGCCUCGGAUCAUCUAGCACAUACCUUCAUUUGAAUCAUAUAAGCUAAGGUUGAAAUUAUAUAAAUAUAAUUUUUAUUACUUAUAUCAUUAUAUAUAUCUUUAAAUUAAGUCAAUAGUUGUUUAGAGCCAUGUAUAAGGGAAGAAUAGGAGGCAAAGCUCAACCUGGAUAUGUUGAAACUGAUCCUUCAGGUCGAUAUGGACGUUUUAGGGAUGUCCUUGGAAAAGGAGCAACGAAGGUAGUGUAUAAGGCAUUUGAUGAAAUCCUAGGAAUAGAAGUGGCUUGGAACCAAAUCAAGCUUGAUGAAGUUUUUCAUUCACCAGACCAACUUCAACGUCUCUAUUCAGAGGUUCAUCUCCUAAAGAACUUGGAUCAUGACUCUAUCAUUACUUUCCAUGGUACUUGGAUUGAUGCUGAUUGUAGAACCUUCAACUUCAUCACUGAAUUGUUCACCUCCGGAACCCUACGAGAGUAUAGAAAGAAGUACCCUCGUGUAGAUGUAAGAGCAAUAAAAAAUUGGGCUCGCCAGAUUCUAAGUGGUUUGGAGUAUUUGCAUAGCCAUGAUCCUCCUGUGAUACAUAGAGACCUAAAGUGUGAUAAUAUAUUUGUCAAUGGCAAUAUGGGUAAAGUCAAGAUUGGUGAUUUAGGCCUUGCAGCAAUUCUUCGUAGUUCACAACAUGCUCACAGUGUCAUAGGUACACCAGAAUUUAUGGCACCAGAAUUGUAUGAAGAGGAAUAUACUGAGUUGGUAGACAUAUACUCUUUUGGCAUGUGUAUGAUUGAGUUGUUCACUUCUGAGUUCCCAUAUAGCGAGUGCUCCAACCCAGCUCAAAUAUACAAGAAAGUUACCUCUGGGAAACUACCAGCCGCAUUUUACAAGAUCCAAGAUUUAGAAGCUCAAAAGUUUGUUGGAAAAUGUUUGGCAAAUGUAACAGAGAGGUUGUCAGCAAAAGACCUCUUGUUGGACCCAUUUUUAGCAACGGCCCAAUGUGACUCACCAUUGCCUAGUCCAACAUUACCUAGCAAAAAUUCUCAAAAACUCAAUUUCAAUGCAACAAUGGCCAAAGAGAAACUUUCACUGAAUGUUCAAACAAAGAGCACACAUAUGACAAUCACAGGGACCAUGAAUGAAGAGGAUGACAAUGUUUUCCUUAAAGUCAAAAUUUCAAACAAAAAUGGGCACACAAGAAACAUAUACUUUCCAUUUGACAUAAGAAAUGACACUGCAAUUGAGGUUGCAAAUGAGAUGGUCAAAGAACUUGAAAUUAGUGACUUAGAACCACUAGAGAUUGCUGAAAUGAUUGAAGAAGAGAUAUCAACUAUAGUUCCAACAUGGAGGAGUUGUGACACUUCUAAGUAUCAAAGACAUCAUAGUUUUAACUAUGGAGAAGAGGAUGAUAUUCCUUUCUUCUCACCAUCUUCUCGUUCUUCAUCUCAUGGUUCUCUUCCUAUGUUUUGUGCUUCCUUCAAUAACAAUACACACCUUUGUGGGAACCAUUAUCCCCUUGCUCAAGAUUGGUCACAAGAUGAUCAUCAAUUUAUGAAUGAUGAUACAAGCUCUCAAAGCUCAAUCAAUUCCUACAAGUGUUUCAAUUUCCAUUGCAAUGACUCAUGCAAUGAAGAUGAACAAGGUUCAACUCAUAUAAUAGGAGAAGAAUCCUUUUGUUGCAAUCAAAAGGGUAACAGCAAAUCAACAAGAUUUUGUCCUCCUUUAGAAAUGGUGGAUGCUGGUUUCAUCAAACAAUUUUCCAACAUGAGAAUGAAUUCUCACACUCACACUCAUAGGAAUCAUCAUGGACCAAACAAUAGAUGUCCAAGUACAAGGUUGACAAGGAUUAAUUCAUGUGUUGAUGUGAGGAAACAACAAUUACAACGAUCAUUGAUGGAAGAGAUGCAAAAGAGAAGAAUGUUUAAUACAGUUGGUGCUAUUGAGAAUAUUGGAUUUCAAAAUCCAGAAGGAGAUGGAUGUUUUUCUUGUUGAAUUCAAGUUACAUGUAUUAAGAAUUUAUUAUUUUCUUAUUUCACUACUUUUGGAGUGUUUAUUAAUUUAUUGCUUUAGAUUUGUAAAAUAAUUGUAAUAUGUUUAAUUACUUGCUUGUGUAUAUAGAAAUAUGAAAUUCAUAUGAUAAAAAUUAGUAUA
Molecule: messenger RNA, 2772 nt
Organism: Trifolium pratense (red clover)
Lineage: Eukaryota; Viridiplantae; Streptophyta; Magnoliopsida; Fabales; Fabaceae
Product: probable serine/threonine-protein kinase WNK5
Exons: 7
Coding region: 763-2613 (616 amino acids)
Biological process (GO): protein phosphorylation; intracellular signal transduction
Cellular component (GO): cytoplasm
Molecular function (GO): ATP binding; protein serine/threonine kinase activity
Source: RefSeq, a predicted model, not a curated record